UGCAAAGCCAACCAAACCGUUUGUUCGAGCCACGCCCCUUUUUGAAUCCACAACACGUUAGACAGACAGAUCCGUCCAGCCAAUCAGAUGCACGGAUUAAAAAAGACAAUGUUCUCUCUCCACCAAUCACAGCCGUCGAGGGGCGGGUCUUAGCGUUGUUGUUACCACAGAGAUGAUGUGACGCGUUUUUCGUCUCCACUGAGUGAACGGAGGACUUUCACUGAUCAGGAGGAUUGUUGUUGUUAAUUAAACCCUCUUAAUCAUUAUUAUAUUACAUUAUUAUAUCAUACAGCCUACCUUGUUGUUGAACUGGAGCUGAUCAGCUAUGGAUCCAUCCAGCUGUUGAAGUUUCCAGAGGAUGCAUACAACACGCAGCCCUUCUUCCAUCCCGACAGGUGUCUCAGGAGAUGCCUUGGACCUCAGCUUGUCAGGCUCCCAGCUCUCCAUGUCCAAAAGACCCAGCAGUGCAUCGCCUGGGAAGUACUUCUCUCGGUCUGUGUCGGUGUCUGUGGCGAGCGACAGCAGAGGAAAACGCAACACCCUGAGUGAUGCCACCUUUGGUAGCUCCCGCUCCAUCAAGAACCUCAGGAGGUCCAACAGCACCACUCAGGUUAAUCAGCAGGCCAACAUCAGUUUAAGUCAGGACCAGAGCGAGGACUACCUGGCCCUGUUCGACAGCAGCUUAGAUGGACGCAAGAAACUGGCCAGCCUCAGCAAAGCCUCACCGGACAGAACCACAUGGAACAUCCUGGACGAUCAGCCCAGAGCUUUCAACCCGCACUCGAGCUCCCGCAGCACCGGCAGCGUGGACUCCCCCACCGGCCUGAAGAAGAGAGAGCCUGGCAUCGCUCUGGCUGCCACCUUCACUGCCAACAACAGGAGCAACAAGGGAGCUGUGGGGAACUCUGUCACCACCAUCUUACACAACAACUACUCUGAGAAACCGCUCACGCCUAAGAGCUCCAACCAGAGGCCGUCGUUCAACAACAUCCUGAAGGCCACAGCAAACGACGAGGUGUCACAAGACAACAGCUCCCUGACAAAGUCCCAGAAGAAUUUCUCUUCGACUUCCUCCACGUCAAACAACAGAUCUCCGGCGUCGGCCCAGCGCGGCAGCCCCGUCCUGUCUCGAAGGAGGGAGGUCACCGAGGAGGAGGCCGAGAGGUUUAUUCAGCAGGUGAACCAGGCAGCAGUCACCAUCCAGCGCUGGUACAGACGCCACGCCAAGAGGCGACACACUAACCAGGCAGCGCUCAAACGCAUCCUUGCCAGUAAAAGAAAGGAGUGGGAGGAGAGAACAGAGGAGGACAGUCGCCCGGAGCAGCAGCAGAAAAAGGACGAAGACAGGAAACGGAUCCGUGAGGAGAAAGCUCGUCUGGCCCGUCUGGCUGCCAUCCAGGAGCUGCAGCAGAAAAGAGCCCAGCGGGUUGCAGAGGUUCAGCAUGUAGCUGAGGUGCAGCUGGAAAGCCUGAGGCAGACUGGUGUGGUCGGACGCAAGAAGCCGCCCAGGAUUUCUCCCACCAACAAAAGUCCAGCUUCACCGAGCAACAACAGCCCGAUGUCGCCCACAGACGUGAAAGCUAAGAACACAGACUCCAAUUUGAAUGUUACUGCUGACUUAAUUGAGCUGAGCUUCAGAGCCAUUUCCCCAGCGUUGUCCAAUCACAGAGGCUCUCAGUGCUCCCAGGAUCAGGAGGACCGAGCAGAGGUAGACAUCUGUCUGGAGCAGCAGCAGCAGCAGCUGAACGACAGGAAAUCAAUACGUAAAGAGAAAGCUCGUCUGGCUCGCCUCGCUGCCUCCCAGGGGAACACUUCUGAGGAGCUGCAGCAGAAAAGAGCCCAGCGGGUUGCAGAGGUUCAUCAUGUAGCUGAGGUGCAGCUGGAAAGCCUGAGGCAGACUGGUGUGGUCGGACGCAAGAAGCCGCCCAAGAUUUCUCCCACCAACAAAAGUCCAGCUUCACCGAGCAACAACAGCCCGAUGUCGCCCACAGACGUGAAAGCUAAGAACACAGACUCCAAUUUGAACGUUGUGGCUGAGAUCGGUGAGCUCUCCAGCUUCAGAGCUGUUUCCCCAGCGUUGUCCAACUGCAGAGGUUCCCAGUGUUCCCAGGAGAUCCUGCAGAGGUCGGUGAGCAUGGAGGACCAGCAGCAGGGAGCGUUGUCCAGCAGGGCUCCGUCUAAAACUACCCUCAACGAGCUGCUGGACACCCUGAAGCUGUUAGAGGAGGAGCCAGAGAGGCUAUCGGAGCCAAAGUGCUACAGCAAAGAGAAAUACGCCUGGAUCGACGAGGACGUAGACUCCAACUCUCUGACCACGGACAACCUGGAGCGUCACGGCCAGCUGAGUCACCACCCUGCGCUGCCAGAUGGGGGCGCCCUGCUCUCCGAGGCCAAGCUGCAGAGCAUCAUGAGCUUCCUGGACGAGAUGGAGAAGUCUGAACAGGAGAGACCGCGCUCCGUUACCUCGGGGUCACACAGAGAGGCUGUGUUGUCUGAGGAGGAGCUGGUUGGUGUCGAUCAGGUGUCUGCCGCCGCCGCCGAGAUCACCGGCUCCAUGAUGAGAAUGAAGCUGGACCUGGAGGAGAAGAAACGCACGGUCAACAUGCUGCAGACUGCACUGGCCCAGCAGAGGGAGCUCACGGUGAGACAUGUGAAGGAGACCGAGAAGGAGCUGAACAGAAACUUCACGCUCCAGAAGGAACAAUAUGAAGCCACCAUCCAGAGACACCUCACGUUCAUCGAUCAGCUGAUCAACGAUAAAAAGUCUCUGAGUGAGCGCUGUGAAGGAGUGGUGGGAGAACUGAAGCUGGUGGACCAGAAGUACACCAAGAAGAUUGCACAAAUGCAGGAGCAACAUGAAAUGGUGUGGCAAAUUCUGGGUCCCUUGUGCGAGGAAAUCAAGAAGUUAAAGGAGCUAAUGAGCGCCACGGAGAAGAUCCGCCGGGAGAAAUGGAUCGACGAGAAAACCAAGAAGAUUAAAGAGAUCACUGUGAAAGGUCUGGAGCCAGAGAUCCAGAAGCUGAUUUCUAAGCACAAACAGGAGCUGAAGAAGCUGCGGACGCUCCACGAGGCGGAGCUGCUGCAGGCAGACGACCGGGCGGCACAGCGCUACGUCCGCCAGUGUGAGGAGCUCCGACUACAGCUGGAGAGGGAGAAGGACGAGCAGUGUCAGAGAGAGAGGGAGCUCGGCAAACAGAGAUAUGAGAAGCAGUUUCAGGAGGAGGAGCUGUCCCUGCAGCAGCAGAGGAGGCGUCUCUACAAGGAGGUGGCCGAUGAGAAGGAGAGGCUGGCUCAGCUGGCUGCAAGGCAGCGCGCUGAGCUGGAGGAUCUGCGGCGUCAGCUGGAGGAGAACAGCUCUCUGGCUGGACGAGCCCUCAGAGAGGAGCUGGACAAGACCAGAGAGGAGCAGGAGAGGAGACACCAGGUGGAGAUGAAGGCGUUACACGAACGUUUGGACAUCGAGAAGCAGACCUGGGAAGGAAACUACAAGAAGAAAGAGGAAGCGUGGCUACUGAGCCGGGAGCGCGAACUCAAAGAGGGACUGCGACGAGAACGUGACAAAGAGAUCGAGCUCGCCAUCUGGACGCUGGAGGAGGAGACCAGCAAGGACAAAGAGGAGUGUGAGAGAGCAGCUGACAACAGGUUGAAGCGCGUGAGGGAGAAAUACGAGGCUGAGCUGGGCGAGCUGGAUCGCUCCGAGAGGACGGCCGUGGAGAAACAACAAGAGAUGAGGAAGCAGCAGAUGGAGACGCAGGGAGAGCUGAUCAGACUGCAGGCGGCGCUCCGACAGAAAGAACUGGAGACUGAAGACGUCACACAGACCAGGGACAAGCUGGUGGAUGAGCGUCGCAGCCUGGCAGAGGUGGUACGGCAGGAGUUCGCCGACCGGCUGGUGAUGACGGAGGAGGACAACCGCAGGAUGAAGGUGGAGGUGUCAGAAGUUCGAGCGAGGCUGCGGCUGGAGGUGGAGAGAGUCACCAGGGAGAAGGAAGAGGAGCUGGCGGAAGUCCACCAACGAGUGAAGUCGGCCAUCCUGAAGAAGGAAGAAACUGUCAAUAACCUGCGGAAACAGCACGAGGCUGCCCUGAAGAGGGCGGAUCACCUGGAGGCCCUGUGGGAACAGCAGAGGAAGCAGCUGCUGGAGAAGUGACGGACAGGAAGGCUUUAUCCGUCUGGACGCCCCCCCCCCGCCACCACCACCACCACCAUCUACCCCCCUCCCCCCCUU
Molecule: messenger RNA, 4228 nt
Organism: Sebastes umbrosus (honeycomb rockfish)
Lineage: Eukaryota; Metazoa; Chordata; Actinopteri; Perciformes; Sebastidae
Gene: cep131
Product: centrosomal protein 131
Exons: 30
Coding region: 359-4150 (1263 amino acids)
Biological process (GO): cilium assembly; intraciliary transport involved in cilium assembly; regulation of centrosome duplication
Cellular component (GO): centriolar satellite
Source: RefSeq, a predicted model, not a curated record